Molecule: messenger RNA, 1428 nt
Organism: Iphiclides podalirius (scarce swallowtail)
Lineage: Eukaryota; Metazoa; Arthropoda; Insecta; Lepidoptera; Papilionidae
Source: the annotation of a GenBank genome assembly
AUGGACAUGCGUCAUCUUUAUCAAAACAUUGAGAAGUGUCUGCCCUUCGGCGCCAGCCACCAAAAAUAUCCGACGAAGAAUUUCGCUUUACUCAACAGGUACAGCGCGGAAGAGAACAGAUCCCGCAUAGACUUUUACGACGGCACUGUAAGACGGUACUACCAGAUUGAUCCCGACAACGAUACGUUGGCUGUAUACCAGAUCAGCCCUAUAACGACCGACGCGGUGACGAAUGAAAUUAUUUGUCGCAGCAUUGGCGACGAUGACGAAAGCUCCAUCGAUAACUUGCCAAGCGUCGACGAUUUGGUCUAUCAAGGUAAUGAAACUUUAGAUGGUAAGGUGGUACAAGUGUGGAAGUCUAUAGAGGAAGAAGACGAUAGAAACGAAAGGACCCUUUACGUGUAUAGAGAUAAUAGGGGUUUCGACGUACCGGUUAGGUAUGAGGAUAUUCAAUACAACACGUGGAGUAAGGGCAUGGAUAAACAUACUAUCACAAACUUCUAUGAUUUUAAGACCAUCGUAAGUCCAGAGGACCUGGACGUCGGAGAGGUUGAAGAAUGUCAAGACUUGGGGAAAUUGGGCGAAAACCUAAAGAUCGAUCUGGAUUUCCUGCAUCCCGUGUUUUCACGAGAUGUUCAUCGAGCUUUUCAAAGCUAUAAAAAGCAUUUUAAUAAAAAACAUCGAGAAGAUGAACAUUGGAUGAGGAGAGCAAUCUUCGAAGAAAACUGGAAACUGGUAGUCGCCCACAACAGGAAGAACCUGAGCUACAAGCUUGAAGUUAACAAGUUCGCUGACCGGCUGGACGAGGAGUUGGGCCACUUAACAGCCACGAGGCCUUCCCCACCAGGAGCCGUUGGCACCCACCCAUACCCUUAUUCAGAAGAGGAUCUACUGGCAAUGGUGGAUCAGCUACCAAUAUGUUACGACAUGACAUUUGACGGGGUCCUAUCUCGCGUUAAGAACCAAGGUUCAUGCGGGUCGUGCUGGGCGUUUGCUACCGUGGCAGCAGUUGAAGGUGCGCUGGCGAGGAGCAAUGGUGGAAGGGUGUUCGAUCUCAGCGAGCAGUCCUUAGUGGACUGCGCUUGGGGAGAUAAUUUUGGAUGCGGUGGUGGUGAGAUUAAUGGAGCCUUCAAAUACGUUUACACCAAUGGGAUUCCUUCCGAGAAGAAUUACGGGCCUUACUUGCAGCAGGACGGCUUCUGCAAAUUGGAGAAUAUGUCGGCGGUGCACAAUAUCAGGGGCUUCGCCAAGGUUCCCUCGCUGAGUGAGACCGCCAUGAAGGCUGCUCUGUACAACUUCGCACCAGUGACCGUGGUGAUCCUCGCCAGCCACCACAUGAUGCUCUACUCCACCGGAGUGUUCUACGACAUCGAUUGUGUCGAGGGAGAAUACAACCACGACACUCAUUUCCAUCCGGGGAGUUCGUCG